Molecule: messenger RNA, 928 nt
Organism: Apodemus sylvaticus (European woodmouse)
Lineage: Eukaryota; Metazoa; Chordata; Mammalia; Rodentia; Muridae
Gene: Pcgf1
Product: polycomb group ring finger 1
Exons: 9
Coding region: 52-831 (259 amino acids)
Biological process (GO): negative regulation of transcription by RNA polymerase II
Cellular component (GO): PRC1 complex
Molecular function (GO): promoter-specific chromatin binding
Source: RefSeq, a predicted model, not a curated record
UCCCGCCCCACAGGCGGUACCGGAAGUGGCGGGCUGGGAUCAGCCUUUAAGAUGGCGUCUCCUCAGGGGGGCCAGAUUGCGAUCGCGAUGAGGCUUCGGAACCAGCUCCAGUCAGUGUACAAGAUGGACCCACUACGGAACGAGGAGGAGGUCCGGGUGAAGAUCAAAGACCUGAAUGAACACAUCGUUUGCUGCCUUUGCGCGGGCUACUUCGUGGAUGCCACCACCAUCACAGAGUGUCUUCACACCUUCUGCAAAAGUUGUAUCGUGAAGUACCUGCAAACCAGCAAGUACUGCCCCAUGUGCAACAUCAAGAUCCACGAGACGCAGCCGCUGCUCAACCUCAAACUGGAUCGGGUCAUGCAGGACAUAGUGUAUAAGCUGGUACCAGGCCUGCAAGACAGUGAAGAGAAACGGAUUCGGGAAUUCUAUCAGUCCCGAGGCUUGGACAGAGUCUCCCAGCCCAGUGGUGAAGAGCCAGCCCUGAGCAACCUUGGCCUCCCCUUCAGCAGUUUUGACCACUCUAAAGCCCACUAUUAUCGCUAUGAUGAGCAGCUGAGCCUAUGCCUGGAGCGGCUGAGUUCUGGCAAAGACAAGAAUAAAAAUGUCCUUCAGAACAAGUAUGUUCGAUGUUCUGUUAGAGCUGAGGUCCGCCAUCUCCGAAGGGUUCUGUGUCACCGACUAACGCUAAAUCCACAACAUGUACAGCUCCUUUUUGACAAUGAGGUUCUCCCUGAUAACAUGACAAUGAAGCAGCUCUGGCUGUCCCGCUGGUUCGGCAAGCCAUCUCCUUUGCUCCUCCAAUACAGUGUGAAAGAAAAGAGGAGGUAGGGGCCAGGCUGCUCCCACCCCCUUCCCACCCCUCCCCAGAUAUUUAUGUGAAAUUAACUGUGGCUUUAUUUUUUGAAAUAAAUGCUUUUAAAAAGCA